CGAUUUACCACAAGAUGUAUUCCAUUACAAAUCCAUCGAGGCCUUGCAGCAAAGUGCCUCGUCAUGCUCUCUAUGCAGGUUAUUCUAUAACGAUAUCGCUGCCCGCUUCCAGAUCGAGGUCGGCAAUGCAGGGCUACGAGUUGGAGAACCACGGCUUAAGGAGAUUGAGCAAUCUCUGCUAAAUGGCUCGCAAUUGAUACUUCGCGGAGACAUAUACGGCGCACAAGACGGAGUCCAGCAGAUCGGGUUUAAACUGCGACUUGUAAACCCAAAACUUUCAAAUCUAUUGUAUUCAUGGCACUAUGAUCUUUAUCUCGACGACUCGGCCGCAGAAUUGGAUUCGAAUAUUAAAGAUAUUAUUGUGGGAAGAAAGGUUGGAGCACCCGAGAAUGCUACAGAUAUGAUCAAAUCAUGGAUCGAUGACUGCGAGAAGAACCAUUCUAAGUGCCAAUGUUUGGGCGAUGAUCUCCCUACAAGAGUCGUGGAUGUGGGCGUUGAAGGUGGUGAACCACGCCUACGGAUCACCUCGGGCAAGACUGGUCGCUAUUUAGCACUAAGCCACUGCUGGGGUCCUAAUCCCGGCGCUGUAAUCCGAACAACAUUAGCGACACUUGAGGAACACCUAAAUUGCAUUCCGUUAGCUCGAUUGUCUAAAACAUUUCACUCCGCGGUGAUGAUUACGCGAAGUUUGGGCAUUCAAUACCUUUGGAUAGACUCCUUAUGUAUAAUUCAAGAUGAUGUUAGCGAUUGGGAAAGCGAGAGUGCUAAGAUGGGUAGCAUAUACUCAUUGGCCUUCGCCACGAUUGCUGCCUCUGCAUCUUCUGAUUCAUAUACUGGUUGCUUCAUACCCCGCGACAAUUCUACCCAUGUCGGAGUUAGAUAUUCCAUCAGUAAAUCUCGGUCCUCCGGAUACACCAAGGUCAUGGUCCGCCCCAAAAUCUUUGGUUUCCAGAAUUUAAAAGAGAGCCCUCUGCAGCGUCGUGGAUGGGUGAUUCAGGAACGGAUUUUGUCACGACGAGUAAUCUAUUACGACAAAGACCAGAUUUUAUGGGAAUGCCGCGAGUUACGGAAAUCGGAAGACUGUGUAUCGGCAGAAGCUUACGAAAUACACCACGUCCAAGGAACAGAACCCUGGAGAGGAUUUCGCAACUCUUAUGAGCCCGAGAAUGGCCGAGCCGGAGGCAAGUUUGUUUGGGACUGGUAUGAAAUGGUGGAAGAUUACACGGGAAGAGCACUGACAAAAGGGAAUGAUAAAUUACCGGCUAUUUCAGGCAUAGCGAGCCAAAUGGAGAUUCGAACUGGGGAGUCUUACGUUGCUGGACUGUGGAAAAGUCACUUGCAUAUUGGAAUAUUAUGGCAGCGGUCGUUAGAGAACUGGUUAGUGUUGCCACCGGGACAAGAUGGUUAUCGAGCGCCUAGCUGGAGCUGGUCUGCCUUAGACGGAAAAAUUUCCAUGUUCCCCGAUUCGAAGGAAGACAAUUAUGAAUGCGCGGCGGAAGACAUCCAGGCGGAGGUAGUUUCACUGGGAUUAGAUUCUCGUGGGAGGCUAGCAUCCGGAGUUAUGACGAUGACCGCACGAAUUAAGGCUAUUGAUCCCCGAAUCGACCCAAACUCCAGUGAGUACAAUAGCGCGUUCGUUUUUUCGAGAGUAAAAGACGAGCCAGGAGACAUACUAUGCGACAAGGGCAAAGCUAUUGGUAACGCGAUAUUUGAUAGAGCGUAUGAAGUUAGCGGCCCUUUAUAUUGUGUAGAGGUGAUACGUAGGUCUAGCUGGAGACAUCGUUGGUAUGGGUUAGUGCUCGAACCUACAGGGCAGCACUUGGAAUUUCGGAGGGUUGGCUAUGCCCGGGACCUUGGUAUGACAUUAAAACCCGAAUACGGGGAAUGGUUCAUGGGCGCAGAGAAACAAAGGAUUUCUAUAAUAUAAUAUGAUAAAAAUGAGAUGAGAUGAAGAUGGAGA
Annulohypoxylon maeteangense is the source of this 1960-nucleotide messenger RNA. RefSeq names its product heterokaryon incompatibility protein-domain-containing protein. The transcript has a single exon. NCBI's taxonomy places the organism in Eukaryota, Fungi, Ascomycota, Sordariomycetes, Xylariales, Hypoxylaceae. The annotation marks the transcript as partial. The record is from RefSeq and is a predicted model, not a curated record.